AUGUCUCAACCCUCCUCAUCCAAAGCCAUCGUUCACAAACCCCCCACUCGGCCAUUGGUAGACAGGCCAUCUGUGAUUCUCUAUGGAGCCAUACAAUCCGAUCCCAACAAGGACUGGCAGACCCAUCUCACAGCCUUGCUCUCCGACCUCCCCAUUACUAUCCUGAAUCCGCGCCGAGAUGAUUGGGACAGCAGCUGGAUCGAAGACAUCUCUUUCGCGCCCUUCAAAGAGCAAGUCCAGUGGGAAAUGGACUACGCGCGCAUAGCCGAUGUCAUUGUUUUCUAUUUCGCAGGUGACGCUAAGGUCUUACAGCCGAUCACGUUGCUAGAAUUGGGACUGUAUGCGGGAACAGGCAAGGCAAUUGUUUGCUGUCCAGAGGGCUUCUGGAAGAGGGGUAACGUACAGAUCGUCUGCGAGAGAUAUGGUAUCGACUUGGUAGAAUCUGUGGGGGAGUUAGGGCACAAGGUCCGAGCAAGAAUGCUGGCCAGGCUUCAUCAGGGUCCACCCUCCACGAAGUCAGCGGAUGCCGUAUGA
Alternaria atra is the source of this 534-nucleotide messenger RNA. RefSeq lists its product as uncharacterized. The transcript has a single exon. The record is from RefSeq and is a predicted model, not a curated record. Lineage: Eukaryota; Fungi; Ascomycota; Dothideomycetes; Pleosporales; Pleosporaceae. The coding region runs from base 1 to 534 and encodes 177 amino acids.